AUGUCGGCAAGAACAUCGCGUGGUGCCCCUCCUUCGGGCAGCUCUUCUGCCGCACCCCCCACCAGCGGUCGCUCCAACGAGUACUUCGUCCCGAGAGAUGGCAUUGAUCGCGAGGUCAUCACCGCCGAUAUCUGCCGCUACCUCGGAAACGAUGCUUUGGUGCGACCUGGACACUAUGAGAACCCUCAGACAGGCCAGGUCGUUCAAGGCUACUACAUUACCGCGUACCGAAACCUGACAACAGCUAUGAUUGAUGACUUGAAGGCCGACUCUGCCCGGUGGGAGGCAGAGAGGCGGCAGCAAGCCGCCCGGAACACCCAAGGAGGUACAUUUGCCUCGAGAGAUGCGGCGGCUCCCUCUUUGUCGAGACGAUCUAACUCCCCUACAGCAGGGUACCGCCAGUCGGAGACUCAUUCCGCGCGCCAACAUUAUGGCCCUACGGACCCCGCUGGCUACCCGGACGUAGGACGUGAUUCCUAUGACAACACCCCCAGAUACCCAGGAUCCCAAGCUCCAGGAUACUCAGGAAACUCCUCGCAGAGCUACCCCGGAGCGGCGGCGGCUGCUUCUGGGUACGCCCAGCAGACUCCUUCUGCUUAUCCCUCAAAUGCCGGGUAUUCCUAUCCCGCAGGCUCUGCUUACAGCCAGCCGGACCCUAGAGACGCCAGGUACUCCGGAACACCGAGCCAUCCUGGAGGAUAUGGUCAAGAGCCCCCUUACACGGCCGUCAACACGAACUUGGCUGCUUCUUCGCGUAGCCCUGACUACUACGGCUCCUCUGGAACGGCCGGACGGAUCCCUACCACCAUGGCAACCCAGCAGGGACAGGCUUACAUCCAAUCUGGAUCUCAAGGUCAAGCAGGCUACCCUUCUAACUACUACCCGUCCUCAUCCGCAGCGCCCUACGGAUCCGCGUCGGUGUCUCAAGAUCCAUUGUACGGACGCGGUGCGUAUAAACUCUCUUAA
Colletotrichum truncatum is the source of this 966-nucleotide messenger RNA. NCBI's taxonomy places the organism in Eukaryota, Fungi, Ascomycota, Sordariomycetes, Glomerellales, Glomerellaceae. The record is from RefSeq and is a predicted model, not a curated record.